AUGGUGGGAUCGAGUUCUUCCGGUGGAGAUUUACGAACUCCACAGUUUGAUGGUGCAAACUACGAUUUUUGGGCUGUCAAAAUGGAAACAAUCCUCAUAGCACAUGAUCUAUGGGAUGUGAUAGAACUCGGAAUACAGCCGCAGCAGACUCCCGAGGAGGAAGAAGGUUCUGUAGAUGAAGGAAGUGAGGCUGAGCACACACUCCAAAAUGAGAAGACUGCUAAAGGAGCUUGGGAAAUUCUGAGAAGAGAGUUCAGAGGAGACAAAAAGGUAAGAGCUGUUAAACUUCAAGCCAUUAGAGCUGAGUUUGAAUAUCUGAGAAUGCAUGAUGGUGAACCCUUAGAUGACUACUUGGCUAGGUUUUUUGAGAUAGUGAAUAAUCUGAAAUCACUAGAGGAGACAAGAGAUCUGGAUGUUAUAAGGGUUGAGGAAGUCUUGGCCUCGGUUAAAGUCUAUGAUAAAAGGGAAGACCUGCAUGAUGAAAGGGACAAGGUUACUGGUACUGAGAGGGCAUUUAGUAGUCUAAAGAUUGGAGGUAGUGUUCAUGGUAGUACUAGUGGAAGUUAUAAAGGUGCACAGAGUAAACAGAACCAUAAAUGGCAACAAAACAAGAAAGGAAGAAAUUGGUCACAAAGCAGUAACUGGAAUGGGCAAUGGUAA
Molecule: messenger RNA, 660 nt
Organism: Malus domestica (apple)
Lineage: Eukaryota; Viridiplantae; Streptophyta; Magnoliopsida; Rosales; Rosaceae
Source: RefSeq, a predicted model, not a curated record